Molecule: messenger RNA, 3575 nt
Organism: Hipposideros armiger (great roundleaf bat)
Lineage: Eukaryota; Metazoa; Chordata; Mammalia; Chiroptera; Hipposideridae
Gene: ARL15
Product: ARF like GTPase 15
Exons: 7
Coding region: 100-996 (298 amino acids)
Molecular function (GO): GTPase activity; GTP binding
Source: RefSeq, a predicted model, not a curated record
UUCGUUGUUUCUGGCUUUUUCAGGGGCUGCUCGCUCGCAACCAGAGACGCUGCUUUUUUUUCCGGGUUCGGAGCCGUUCCGGAUGCUUUAGGCUGCCGGAUGACUGAUCUCCAGAUAACUGAGGCGUUUCUGUACAUGGAUUAUCUGGUGGCUGAAAAGUACAUCCAGCUGAAAAUCAUCAACCAUUUAGACUACAUGCUUCAUUUGAGUUGUGUUUCUGGAUGCAAGUCAAGUAUGACAACUUGUUUUAGAGCACUCUGCUGCAAGGGACCACCGCCUGCACGACCAGAGUAUGACCUGGUUUGCAUAGGCCUCACAGGCGCUGGCAAGACCAGUCUGUUGUCCAAGCUCUGCAGUGAAAGCCCCGACAACGUCGUGUCGACCACAGGUUUUAGUAUAAAAGCAGUGCCAUUCCAGAAUGCCAUCUUGAAUGUAAAAGAACUUGGAGGGGCUGAUAAUAUCCGGAAAUACUGGAGCCGCUACUACCAAGGAUCUCAAGGGGUCAUAUUUGUAUUGGACAGUGCCUCUUCAGAAGAUGAUUUAGAAACUGCUAGAAAUGAACUGCACUCAGCUCUUCAGCACCCACAGUUAUGCACUUUACCCUUUUUAAUAUUGGCCAAUCAUCAAGACAAGCCAGCUGCUCGAUCAGUACAAGAGAACAGCCAACUCCUUCUUCUAGCUGUCGACUUAAACAUCUCCCCCACCUGUCGCUCCUGCCAACUCUUCUCUCCCCCUGCUGGCCAAUGUCCUGCUCAGUCGGCUGACUGGCAAGUCCUCCCAUCGUGGGGCAGGGUUGGUCCCAGGUGCUGGCUGUUGCACAAGCAAUUUCAGAUUCUCUUGGAAGUCAAAAAAUAUUUUGAACUUGAACCACUUGCACGUGGGAAACGCUGGAUCCUGCAGCCCUGCUCGCUGGAUGACAUGGAUGCACUGAAAGACAGCUUCUCUCAGCUGAUAAAUUUGUUAGAAGAGAAGGACCAUGAAGCUGUAAGAAUGUGAAAUCUGGCAAAGAAAACGGGUUCCCAAAAGGCCUUGAACCUAUCACAUUAUUUUUUCUCAUUUUAAUUUUAUUUUGGUAUCAAGACGAUAAUGGCUUCAGUAUCUAUUUUCCUCUAGUUAUCUCAGACUCUCAUCUCUCUGUUAAAGUGAAUAUUCUGUAAAUCAGGUGACUUAUCAUCAGCAUUAACGUCAAGUCCACACUACUGAGAGAGAAUUUAUUCUCUGUUUACCACUAAUUAUCUUCACUGCAUGUCUCUUCCUUCUGUUGUUCUAAGUGUCUCUUCUGUCCUCUGUGCUAAAAUGAAUGGAGUUCGUGGCUCGCAGAAACCACAUCCCUGAUGGACUCAGGGAGACUCAGAACCUUGACUCAUUUGCCCUGGGUUCGGGGUGGAGUGUUGUGUGACUGGGGUGCCCCAGAAUAUGUAUAUAUCAUUUUCAAGAUCUCUUCACGGUUUUAUUUUGUUUUAUCUUAUUUUAGUUUUUAGUUUUUUUGUAUACUGGCCUUAUAGAUUAUGGGAGAAAAAUGAGCACCAAAAACUUCAAUUAAUCACCUUACCAGAAAGGAAUACCCUGCCAUAGUAAAAUUACCUUUGAAGAGCUUAAAGACAAGAUGCAAAUGUUUCCUUCAUUACGUCUAAAGUCUCCCUUCUUUUAAGAACAAAGACAUUGUUUUAGUUUUUGAGACGAGUUAGAGGAAAUUUAGGCACAAUGCUUGCGUCACUGAUUACUAUAUCAUCAAGUUCUCAAAUAUUUUUUAAUGGAAAGAUUAUCCUGCAUAGAGUCAAACUGCAACAUAAUGUAGGUAUCUUUUUCUAAAACUCUUAAGUGUCUGAUUAAAAUAGAGAAGAUAAUUUUUAAAAUAAUGGAUAAAAUUUUUUAAAACCACCAAAUGAAGUUUAGUUUAUACUGGCUAGGGUUUAAGCUGGCAUGGAUUUGACAAAGAUAACAAAGACAGAAUCGUCUGUGUAUUCAUUCGUUAAGUGCUAACAUUAGUUUAAUGGAGUCUGUUAAUGUCUCCAUACAGUAAUGAAAGGUCUAUCCGUAUUUCUAUUGCGAACCUCUAUUUUCAGGGGUUUCAAUGUGCCCUUAAAAACAUUCUGGGGCUACAGCAAAUAAAUAAUUUUAGGGCCCAGAUUCAGGCUUUGGAAGGAAUUUUUUCUUCAUUUAAUUUAAAUGAUAAAAUUACAAGAGAUAAAUGUACAGUUUUACAAAAGUUUGGCACCUUUGACCUUUUCUAAGUCAGGAAUAAUCUAUGGAUAUUGAGGUUUAUGGUUGACAUACCCUUUGGCACAUUUUGUAGAUUUUUGACCAUUUACAAGACUAAGAGGCCAAAUGAUAGAAAACUGCUCCCUUCACCUGAGCAAUAAAAACAUGUUUGUAAUUUUUAGGUAGCAUAGACUGAUGCUCAAAUACCACAGACUCAUACUGUAUUACAGGAAGAUGUAAUACCUUGUUAUUCUCUAGAAGAUAUGUCAUUUCACUCCAGCUUUUGCGGUUUAAUCUUGUAGGUAGAUUUUAAUUGAGAUCAUUACCUUUGAAACAUCGAACAACUUCUUUAAGCUUUUUUUUUAAUUGAACGGAUAAAAAAGAUUCAUAUUGAAUUUUGUCUACGGCGUCUUUGAAUAUUUUUACACUGUGUAAUCUGUGAGCAGCACAAACUUUUAUUCCGAUGCCCAGUUACACAAUUCCUGCUUUUUUAUUUUGUCCUGUUGUGCUCAUCUUCUAUGAAAAAUAAAUGAUUAUUAGGCAUUGCUUUCUCUGCAAGUUCAUUAAACGUAGAAUGUUGUCUUUUUGAGAUACUGUGGCUGAGUGCUCCUAAGCCAUCUGUUAAAUGACUUCCCGUUGUCUGUGUGUGUGUGUGUUCGUUCGUGUGUGUGCCAGUGAUGGGCUUCUUCUCAGACCCACGACUGUCUGCAGUGUCUCAGCCGUCAGAAUGAAAACAUUAUCAAUCAGUACCCAACAACAGCUGUUUUUGACAAGUUUCUGUCUGACGCCUAAUGCUUUGCAACUGUCAAUAAGGCUCCUUCUUUGUCUAGCAGUUCGGGAGCUCGCUGUCUUGCUGCUUCCUUGUGCGGCAUCCUGUCCUUGUAACCCUAGAAUUUGCCAUGUUUCAGAAAUCCACACGGGGGAGGGGAAGGGGCUUGGACGGGCGUGUUGUGGGUGGGCGGUGGUUGUGCGUGUGUGUCAUGUUCCUGCUUUCAUGUAAAGUGCCACAGGUGUCUUAGUUUGCAUAUUCAAAUAUUAUAUAGGAAAAACAGUCUGUUAUGUAUUUCUUCACUUAGCUUCUUGUUAUAUUUAUGGAAGUUACCAGUUUUUGUAUCUUCUUAGCUAAAGCAGUUGCCUUUUUGUAAUGGCAAUUAAUUUAUAUGACAAAACUUUGUAUCUACUGUAGUUUACAGCAUCAGUUGCUAAUUAACUGCCAUAUUGCCCUGUCUUUCUAUUAAAAAAAAUACUGUGUCUAUACUUAAAGGUUAACAGAUUUCAUGUGGACAAUUGCCAGGCAAGAGCUCGUAUUGUCCGUGAUUUAUAUAUAUGAUUUCCACUAUCUUCAAAUGAAAAUAAACGCUGAGUAGAAUUGA